Schistocerca serialis cubense is the source of this 1039-nucleotide messenger RNA. RefSeq names its product probable 18S rRNA (guanine-N(7))-methyltransferase. The transcript has 6 exons. Lineage: Eukaryota; Metazoa; Arthropoda; Insecta; Orthoptera; Acrididae. The record is from RefSeq and is a predicted model, not a curated record. Bases 126 to 950 code for a protein of 274 amino acids. Gene Ontology annotation, biological process: rRNA (guanine-N7)-methylation. Gene Ontology annotation, molecular function: rRNA (guanine) methyltransferase activity. Gene Ontology annotation, cellular component: nucleolus.
UUUGGUUGUGUUAAGUAAAGCAAAUAAAGCAUGGGUUUGUUUUUGUUAGGUACUCGAAGGAAUAUGGAAAAGCGGUAGAAUAGUGAUUUGCUCAUUUGUUCGAAGCAUUUUAUUGUAGUUCAAGAAUGUCAAGACCAGAACACCAAGCGCCUCCUGAGGUGUUUUACAAUGAGCAGGAGGCAAAGAAAUACACCCAAAACUCCAGAAUGAUUGAUAUUCAAGUGCAGAUGUCCGAACGUGCAAUAGAGCUUUUAGCACUACCAGAUGACAAUCCAUGCUUGCUUCUGGACCUGGGCUGUGGAUCGGGAUUAAGUGGUAGUGUGCUUGAAGAUGCAGGGCACAUAUGGAUUGGUGUUGAUAUAGCCCAGGCCAUGUUAGAAAUUGCACUAGAGAGGGAGGUGGAAGGUGAUUUGAUUCUUGGUGACCUUGGCCAUGGAGUACCAUUCCGAGCUGGCUCGUUUGAUGGGGCUGUCAGUAUUAGUGCCCUACAGUGGUUAUGCAAUGCUGAUAAAAGAAGUCACAAUCCUGUUAAACGACUGUACAAGUUUUUCAGUACAUUAUACGCAUGUCUGAACCGAACAGCAAGGGCUGUUCUUCAGUUUUACCCUGAGAACAGUGAUCAAAUUGAGCUAGUUACAACACAAGCCAUGAAGGCAGGAUUCUUUGGAGGACUUGUUGUGGACUACCCAAACAGCACAAAGGCAAAAAAAUUCUUCCUAGUUUUGAUGACAGGAGCAGCAGUACCGUUACCGAAAGCCCUUGGUUCUGAUGAGGAUGCCAACGGAGUGUCAUACACCAGUAAAAGGGAACAAAUGAAGAAAAUCCGUGGAAAAUCUCUCAAAAAAAGUAGAGACUGGAUUUUAGAAAAGAAAGAACGGAGGAGAAGACAGGGCAGAGAAACAAGGAUAGACACAAAAUACACUGGUCGUAAGAGAUCUGGAAGGUUUUAAAAAACGAAUGCCAAAACCAUGUACAGUAUCUGAACUUGUAUUGAUAUUAAACCAGUAUGUUUUCGUACAUAAAAGCAUUUUCUUAAAUA